AUGCACAUUGACCUUCUGCAGGAGUCGCGGUCCAACAUCCACAAGGUGAACACGCGGCUGACGGAGAUCCGCCGCGUGGCCUACAAGCUGUCCAACACCUUCAUGGACAGCGUCGAGAUCAUCCGCAAGCAGACCCAGGGUAAGGACUGCCAGGAGCUCAUCCAGACGUGCUUCAUCUUCGCCACCGAGUUCGGCCAGCGCUCGCUGCUGUACAUGGACAGCAACCGGCGGCAGAUGAACAACCUCAAGCUGACCAAGCUGGCGCUGGACUGGGUCAGCUUCAUCUGCGACGACUGCGUCGCCUCGGACCGGCGCACGUUCCGCUGGGCGGUGCUGGCCCUCGAGUUCGCCAUGGGCAUGACGCGCGGCCGGCACAUCCUGGCCCUGGGCGAGGAGGAGUACGAGCGGAUCCGCGCAAAGCGCCGGGCGCUGGGCCGCGUGCUCGAGACCAACAACGAGGCCGACCGGUCGCUGGCCUACCUCUCGGCGUCGGCCACCAACGUCACGGUGCGGUGGCAGCAGGGCCAGUUUGUGGGCGGGGGGACCUUUGGCAACGUGUACGCCGCUAUGAACCUGGACACGGGCCAUCUGAUGGCCGUCAAGGAGAUUCGGCUGCAGGACCCCAAGCUGAUCCCGACGAUUGCCGAGUCGAUCCGCGAGGAGAUGCGCGUGCUCGAGGUCCUCGACCACCCCAACGUGGUGUCUUACCACGGCAUCGAGGUCCACCGCGACCGCGUCUACAUCUUUAUGGAGUUUUGCUCCGGCGGCUCGCUCGCUAACUUGCUCGAACACGGCCGCAUCGAGGAGGAGGAGGUCAUUAUGGUGUAUGCGCUGCAGCUGCUGGAGGGUUUGGCCUAUCUGCACGAGAGCGGCAUUGCCCAUCGCGAUAUCAAGCCAGAGAACAUUCUCCUGGAUCACAACGGCAUCAUCAAGUACGUCGACUUUGGCGCCGCCAAGCUCAUUGCUCGUCAGGGGCGAACAAUGGCCGCGGACCUCCACGCCACGAAGCCCAACAAGUCCAUGACGGGCACGCCCAUGUACAUGUCGCCCGAGGUCAUCAAGGGCGAGAACCCCGGUAAGGCCGGGGCUGUGGACAUUUGGUCGCUGGGGUGCGUCAUCCUCGAGAUGGCGACGGGCCGGCGGCCGUGGGCCAACCUGGACAACGAAUGGGCCAUCAUGUACAACAUUGCGCAGGGCAACCCGCCGCAGCUGCCGACG
This is a messenger RNA of Trichoderma citrinoviride, 1218 nucleotides long. RefSeq names its product kinase-like protein. The annotation marks the transcript as partial. Gene Ontology annotation, molecular function: ATP binding; protein kinase activity. The transcript is spliced from 3 exons. NCBI's taxonomy places the organism in Eukaryota, Fungi, Ascomycota, Sordariomycetes, Hypocreales, Hypocreaceae. Gene Ontology annotation, biological process: protein phosphorylation. The record is from RefSeq and is a predicted model, not a curated record.